AUGGACUACGACACACAAAAAAAACUACAGCAGCUAUAUCUCUUCCUGUCCAACCUCCCCGAUACUAUUCCCUAUGCAGAUGCCGGACAAACACAGUAUGGCUUCUCCUUGGAUGAUGACAGGAUCGAAGACAUGGGGCCAAUCGGAGCGUUGAAUUGUGCACUUGAAUGUGUCAUGGGUCAAUGUCAUAACGGGCCUAUUUCGUUCAAGGAGCGUGGACCCGGCCUCGAGGCUGUAGUUGAUAUCCUUGAAGCCCACCUGAUUGAACACCAUGAAUCCCCAGAGACUAUACUUCUUGUCAAAUGGAUUGAUGACCUCACAACAGCAGCAGAAGCUGCAUUCAUGUCUGCUGGUAUCAUGCUGCCCCUUUGGACGAUGGCUGCAAAACCCACGGCGGAGGUCACCAAAAAUGGCAAAAAGGCUGCGUACUUCGACUUACCGGAGACCGACAAUCUCCGUGCGAGUGGUGCGAAAUCACACCCACUGCUUCUGGAGGGAACGAGGCGCUGCUACAAGGUCCCAGAGGGUGAGUGCAUUGGGAGCAAACAUUGUGGAACGACCUGGAAUAUGCCUCGAGCUCGUGACCGUAUUAUGGCACACCUUUCCAAAUGCACUCACAUUGACGAGAGCAUCCAGGAACGUGCAUUGAAAACUUUGGCAGCUAGCUCAAAAGGCCCCAAACUGCGAAUCCCGAACCCCGAGCCAUCACAAGCAGCAGACUCGGAGGAGCCAGAUGACUCGGGCAGCAAGACAAAACCGAGCAGACCAUCUACGAAGCCACUCCAGUCUUUCGUCAGAAAGGGGAGAGAGGAGAAUGGUGACCACGCUGUCAUGAAAUUUAUUGUCUGUUGUGGAGUCCCUCCGACAAUUGUGGAUUCCCUUGAAUGGAAGGAAUUAAUUUCAGUCCUCAAUUCGAACUAUCACUCACCUAGCUCUACAACACUUACCAGAAAUCUGAUUAUCAAGGAAGCAGCAAAGAUCGAGCCCCUUCAGUGACAAAUCCCGUAUUAUACGGGUCACCCGACCUACAUAAUAUCCCGUGUAAUACGGCCAGCGGAUCAUGGGCCGAUGUUAUGUAUAUUCCCGAUGCUGACGGGUGGGCCGGGAGGAAUAUUAUUUCCGAUGGAGAUGGGUG
Suillus clintonianus is the source of this 1135-nucleotide messenger RNA. RefSeq lists its product as uncharacterized. The record is from RefSeq and is a predicted model, not a curated record. Bases 1 to 996 code for a protein of 331 amino acids. The transcript is spliced from 4 exons. NCBI's taxonomy places the organism in Eukaryota, Fungi, Basidiomycota, Agaricomycetes, Boletales, Suillaceae.